Molecule: messenger RNA, 219 nt
Organism: Penicillium odoratum
Lineage: Eukaryota; Fungi; Ascomycota; Eurotiomycetes; Eurotiales; Aspergillaceae
Product: tetratricopeptide repeat protein
Exons: 1
Coding region: 1-219 (72 amino acids)
Molecular function (GO): protein binding
Source: RefSeq, a predicted model, not a curated record
AUGGCCACCAAUCUAGGUAUCAUUUACGAGAGCCAAGGCCGGCUUAUAGAAGCGGAGGCAAUCUACGAGCGAGCGCUACAAGGAUAUGAAAAAUGGUGGGGAUCGGACUAUGAAUGGACGCAUAAAGCAACCAAAAAUAUGGCCAGGAUCUAUGAGACGCAGGGUCGGCUCACAGAAGCGAAGGCAAUGUAUGAGCGAGCACGUCGCAAGGUGGCAUAG